Sipha flava (yellow sugarcane aphid) is the source of this 1417-nucleotide messenger RNA. RefSeq names its product protein obstructor-E (gene Gasp). Lineage: Eukaryota; Metazoa; Arthropoda; Insecta; Hemiptera; Aphididae. Gene Ontology annotation, cellular component: extracellular region. The coding region runs from base 207 to 1115 and encodes 302 amino acids. The record is from RefSeq and is a predicted model, not a curated record. Gene Ontology annotation, molecular function: chitin binding. The transcript has 5 exons.
GAGCACCGGCCUCUCACCAGUACCGAUCUUCAUGUUAUCGCCCGCGAAAGUGAACUCGAUUUCAUAACAUAACACACAUACACACACAAUAAAAAUAAAAAAUAGUUGAUAUAUUUUUACAUUUUUUUUUUUUUUACCUCUCCAGUGAUUCUCGCCCAUUAUUUCCAAAACAUUUUCACGGUUCACCAUCAAACGAAGCUCACAAGAUGAUGGUUUAUCUACUCGCGUCCGUCCUGCUCCUCGCUGUAUACCAAGUUCACGGCCAGAGGGAAGAGUUCAAGUGUCCGGACGACUACGGUUUUUACCCGCACAGCGUGUCGUGCGACAAAUACUGGAAAUGCGACAACAACGUAGCCGAGCUGAAGACUUGCGGUAACGGGCUGGCGUUCGACGACACCGACCCCAAGUAUUUGAAGGAGAACUGCGACUAUCUGCACAACGUAGACUGCGGCUCCAGGACACAAUUGGAACCGGCCAUCGGAUCGUUGCACUGUCCUAGAUUGUACGGAAUCUUUCCGGACGACGUCAAGUGCGACACCUUCUGGAACUGUUGGGGAGGAGAGGCUAGCAGAUACCAAUGUUCACCCGGUCUAGCUUACGACCGGGAGUCAAGAGUGUGUAUGUGGGCUGACCAAGUACCGGAGUGCAAGAUCGAAGAAGUAGCGAACGGAUUCAGCUGCCCGGCCGCCGGCGAACUUUUGGCUUCCAUAGGAUCUUUCAGCAGACACGCUCACCCGGAAGACUGCAGGAAAUACUACAUCUGCAUGGAAGGUACCGCCAGGGAAUACGGUUGCCCGAUCGGCACCGUUUUCAAGAUCGGUGACACCGACGGUACCGGAAACUGCGAGAACCCCGAGGACGUUCCCGGAUGUGAGGACUACUACGGCGACCUGGACCUGAAGGCGAUCAGGAAGAGCGAACUGUUGUCCGGUCUGGAAAACAAGUCCAAGCAGUCGUCGUCGACGGAAUCCAAGGCGGCCCCGGCGGCGCCCAAACAACAACCCCAGAGGCAACAGCAGCAGUCCAGCAGGCCGCAGUCGCAACAGCAACAGAGGCCGCAACCUCAACCGCUUCCGGUCUCCUCGCAACCGUCCAAAGACUACGAAGACGCUUAAAUGGUGACCCACACACACACACUCAUACACACACCACACACACACACACACACACAAUCGUGCGCAAAAACAAUACGAGGACUUUUCGAAAGUUUUUAUAACUUUUUUUUUUUACUCCGAAAUUUACGGUUUUUUGAAUCGUGUGAGCACCGAAUCUUCUGAAGCCCUACUCCCCCCCCCCCCCGCCUUAAUACAAUCCAUCCGGCGUCUAAUCUCAUCGUCGCUAAUUUCAACACGUAUUGUACAGUGUUAUUAAAGACGAUUGCGUAUACGUGUAUGCAUUUGGGGGUGUUCACACAAUU